Molecule: messenger RNA, 897 nt
Organism: Zonotrichia leucophrys gambelii
Lineage: Eukaryota; Metazoa; Chordata; Aves; Passeriformes; Passerellidae
Gene: MRM3
Product: mitochondrial rRNA methyltransferase 3
Exons: 3
Coding region: 162-824 (220 amino acids)
Biological process (GO): RNA processing
Molecular function (GO): RNA binding; RNA methyltransferase activity
Source: RefSeq, a predicted model, not a curated record
CACUCUUCUUCAGCACCGUGAGGCACCUGAAGCUGCUGCCUGAGGCUGAGAUAAAACGAGCCAGCUUGGUUAAGGUGAAAUUUGAAGACAUCAAGACCUGGUCUGACCUCGUAACUCCUCAGGGGCUUCUUGGCAUUUUUUCCAAGCCUGACCCUGCCAAGAUGUCCUACCCUGCAGCUCAGCUCGCCAACUCCCUGCCCCUGCUCCUCAUCUGCGACAACAUCCGAGACCCAGGAAACCUGGGCACCAUUCUGAGAUCUGCAGCAGGAGCAGGCUGUGAAAAAGUGCUGCUCACCAAAGGCUGUGUGGAUCCGUGGGAGCCAAAGGUGCUCCGUGCAGGAAUGGGGGCUCAUUUCCGUGUGCCCAUCAUUGCCAGCCUGGACUGGGACUCUCUCCCCACCAACCUCCCUGCGGGCACCCAGGUCUGCGUGGCCGACAACAACGCCCCCAGCAGCACAUCCCUGCCCGGAGGGGCUGCCUCUGCUCCUGCCAGCCCCACAGCUCCUGUGAAAUCCAGCCCCAGGGCUGCUCCUGAGCACGAGGAUGAGGAGGGAGCAGCAAUCCCAGUGCAGCAUUACUACGAGGACUGGGCAAAGGCACCAGUGGCUGUGGUGGUGGGAGGGGAGACCCAGGGCCUGAGCCCGGCUGCACUGGGGCUGGCAGCCAGCACGGGGGGCAGGAGGCUGCUCAUCCCCGUGGUGCCAGGCGUGGACAGCCUCAACUCUGCUAUUGCUGCUGGCAUCCUGCUCUUCGAGGGCAGGAGGCAGCUGCUGUGCAGGCACAAGCAGGAGGAUGGCAGGCACAAGCUGCCUGUGCCAGGCUGAACUGUGGUUUGGGUGCUGAAGGAGCACCUCUUGCAUUUGGUUCCUUGAGGGUUAAUAAAAGAGCAGCUCGGGC